CGUCACGCGGAGCGACACGGGAAGGAGGGAGGUCCCCUCUCGGCCGGGUGACGUCAUCGCGAGGCGACGGAAGAAGAGAAGGGAGAAGGAAGAGGAAAAGCGAGAGCCCCAGAACAACAUAUCCCAAGGAGAUGCCCAAAGUGAAGCGGAGCAGGAAACCUCCUCCGGAUGGCUGGGAGUUAAUUGAGCCGACCUUAGAUGAGCUGGAUCAGAAAAUGAGAGAAGCUGAAACUGAGCCCCACGAAGGGAAGAGGAAAGUGGAGUCUCUGUGGCCCAUCUUCAGAAUUCAUCACCAGAAGACACGCUACAUUUUUGAUCUCUUCUAUAAGAGGAAAGCUAUCAGUAGAGAGUUAUAUGAAUAUUGCAUCAGAGAAGGAUAUGCGGAUAAAAACCUAAUCGCCAAGUGGAAGAAACAAGGUUACGAAAACCUCUGCUGCUUGCGGUGCAUCCAGACUCGAGACACCAACUUUGGAACCAACUGCAUCUGUAGAGUUCCCAAAAGCAAGCUGGAAGUGGGGAGAAUAAUUGAGUGUACUCAUUGUGGGUGCAGGGGCUGCUCAGGAUGAAGAAAACACUGCCCUACCCUCCCACCCCAAGAAGAUCCUAAAUGGCUGACUCUAUACCAGUGACUGUUCAAAUGAGCUAUAACCUUCCUUUCGUAACUAUCCUGUCAGGAACGGAUCCUCUCAGCACUCUGUGCUGCAACAGCCUGAAUUGUAAAUGCAGUAGUGUGUAUUAAUGUCUUGUGGAACCAUUUUGAAAUAAAGCCUUGUUCAUUUCUCCAA
Messenger RNA from Sceloporus undulatus (fence lizard), 785 nucleotides. It is a transcript of the gene BUD31, whose product is annotated as BUD31 homolog. The record is from RefSeq and is a predicted model, not a curated record. Gene Ontology annotation, cellular component: nucleus; spliceosomal complex. Bases 132 to 566 code for a protein of 144 amino acids. NCBI's taxonomy places the organism in Eukaryota, Metazoa, Chordata, Lepidosauria, Squamata, Phrynosomatidae. Gene Ontology annotation, biological process: mRNA splicing, via spliceosome. The transcript has 5 exons.